Dictyostelium discoideum AX4 is the source of this 192-nucleotide messenger RNA. RefSeq lists its product as hypothetical. The record is from RefSeq and is a predicted model, not a curated record. The transcript is spliced from 2 exons. Lineage: Eukaryota; Evosea; Eumycetozoa; Dictyosteliales; Dictyosteliaceae. The coding region runs from base 1 to 192 and encodes 63 amino acids.
AUGACUAUUUCAAAAAUAUUUAAAAAUUUAAAUUCUACAAAUUAUAAACAAAAUAAGUCAUUCAUUGAAUAUUCCAAUGAAUAUUAUCAAAAUGGUUCUAAUCAAGAAGGAAAUAAAUUAUCAAAUCUUUUUGGAUAUGGAGAUAAUGGAAAUUAUGUCUCUGGUGGAGUUAGAUCAAUAGUACCUCGUUAA